Aplysia californica (California sea hare) is the source of this 3356-nucleotide messenger RNA. Its product is annotated as O-acyltransferase like protein. The record is from RefSeq and is a predicted model, not a curated record. Gene Ontology annotation, molecular function: acyltransferase activity, transferring groups other than amino-acyl groups. Lineage: Eukaryota; Metazoa; Mollusca; Gastropoda; Aplysiida; Aplysiidae.
AUGAUAAAAGAUGCGUUAGGUGAUGAUACAACUGACACAGGAUUCCGCUCUAACAAUGGGACAGAGGAGAAAGCCUGGGGAGACAUUUUCAGAAACGCUUCAUCGGCUUGUUUUCAGGAUGUUGCACGAACCGUUCAAGCAUUUAUCGACGAAGAGUCAUGGGCGGUCGAAAUGCUAGACGCGUGGGGUAAGCCCGGACCCUCCCUCACAAGGGGGCGUUUCCAGUUUGUGGGUAACUACGACCAGUGUAGAGACGCCAGGGCCCCGCCCCUUCCGGGAGAAGAAAGGCAAGGCUUUUACGGCCGCUAUUGUGUUCUCGGGCUGAAUUAUGGACAAGAGUCUACAUCUUCUACAGGUGGGAUCCCAGCGUCCAUAAAGAACUUGCAGAUUGGCAGCUGUAUACCAGACACGUGCAACGAGCAGGAACUCACACAGCUCGUCACACAUGCUCUGGAGAUGGUCAACAUGACGUCACAGCUGUCCCCCGGUCCGAUGGAGUGCCGUGAUGACCACAGGGGAGGCUCAACCUUCACCACUCUGGCUGCAAAUCAUCCUGCAGGUCCUGCGCUCUUUCUCCGUCUACUCCAACACCCAGAAAAUCCUGUCUACCAAAGAGGCCCCUGGCGUCAUCGGCUGUAUUCAUGGACUCCGCUUCUUCAGUAUGACGUGGAUCAUGCUGCUUCAUCUUUACCUGGCGUUUGGGCGUUAUCUAGGGGUUUCCUCGUGUCGUACCUCAAGCUGAAACCGUGGAUGGAGAAAGGAAGGAGAGUCAACUGGCGUCUGUUCUACUUUCAUCGUAUCUGGAGGCUGACACCCCCAAAUCUGCUGACCCUCGUCUUCUUCACUGGCUUUCUCAAGUUCUUCGGCUCUGGCGAGACUUGGUUCAGUACCAUGCCUGUAGAUGAGUGUAUGGGGCAGACUUGGUACCUGGCUACUGACAUGCAGUUCUACUUGGUCAGCCCUCUCCUGUUUGUUCCAUUCUACUACAAUAUGUACGCAGGCCUAGCAGUGUGUGGGACGGUUCUGUUGUCCAGCUGGAUAGUGACUGGUGUCCUCAGCUUGAAUAGAGGUUGGGUGGCUUCGGACUUUGCCAUGGGUCACACCAACCCACAAGCGGACAGAUUUACAGACUACUACUUAGCUCCCAACACCAGAGUAGGACCCUUUGUCAUCGGAAUUUUGGCCGGCUACCUCAUGGCGCGACACGGCGGCCAGAUCGCCAUUCAGUGGUACGUGGUGGUCAUUGGCUGGGCCGUUGCCGUGGCAACCGGCCUCGCGGUUGUUUACGGUAUCCAUGGCGACAUAACUGCUAAGGACCCCAGCUCUACAGAAGUUGCUGCUCUCUACAACGCUUUGUCCAAGUCGGUGUGGGCUGUCGCCAUCAGCUGGGUCGUCAUUGCCUGUGCUUCGGGAUACGGAGGUCCUGUGAACUGGCUCCUGUCGUGGAAACCGUUGAUCGUGCUGAGUCGUCUGUCCUAUCUCGGCUACCUGAUCCACCCGUACAUCAUGUACAUCUACUUUGGCAACCAGGGAGCUGCCUUCUUGCUCAACGACUCCAACAUGGAAAUGAAGAAACUGAAGCCUCGCAAAUCCCCAUGACCAGAUAAGAUCCACCAUGAAAGGCUUGUCAACCUCAAUCCCGCUGGAAAGGGUACUUUUCUCUAGCUAAUCAGCAAGACGUGGAAUAAAAACAAAUUCCCCAAAGCAUGGAAAAACGCCACCAUCAUCCCUAUUCUUAAAAGAAAAGAAAACCCGCUGAAGAAAUGAAAAGCUAUCGACUCAUUUCACUCACCUCAUGCAUCAGAAAACUAGCAGAGAGGAUGAUAAACCACCGCCUAUACUGGUGGUUGGAAAUAACCGGUGCCUUGGACAGCAACCAAGCAGGAUUUCGUGCGGGCCAGCGAGCAGAUGACCAGCUCUUCAGGCUCAGUCAGAAAGUCCUUGAUGGCUUCCAGGAAAAGAAUCAUACAGUUGCAGUUGCAGUAUUCGUUGAUCUCCAACAAUCUUACGACAGGGUAUGGAGAAAAGGCCUCCUGUGGAAGAUGACACAGACAGGAAUCCACGAGAAACUCUACAGAUGAAUAAAGACGUUCCUAAUUGACAGGACAAUCCAGACCCAGAUGAACAAUGGUGUGUCCUCCAAAGCUGUAUUGGAGGAGGGCCUACCCCAGGGUUCCUCUCUGAGCUGCAUAAUCUUCCUUGUUUUCAUCAAUGACCUGCCUGAGAUACUAAAAUCGGAGAAGGCCCUAUAUGCAGAUGACCUAGCCAUAUGGCAUUCAAGUAAAUAAACUGGCAUCAGUGCACGACUUAUAAAUGAGGACCUAGAUAGAUUUGACAACUACUGCUGCAAGUGGAAACUAAAAGCAAAUUGUACCAAGACAAUUUACACCGUCUUUACGAAAAGUCACAAGGUGGCAAAGCAAAAUCUCACCAUCUCACUUGAAGGAACUAAACUCGAAAACGUUGGAAAUCCAACUUACCUUGGGAUAGAACUGGACAGACAGUUUCCAUGCAAAAACCAUAUCUGGAACCUGAAGGCUAAGGCCAACAAGAGACAUAACCUUCUCAGACAGCUGGUUAGCACUUCAAGGGGAACAGUUAAGGAUGUACUCAGACAGUUAUAUUUUGCUAUGUACGCUCUACCAUGGAAUAUAACAUAACCACACAGAUAAUCUGAAGCAAACCAACUCAGAGGUUUGUUGACAAAUUUUAGAAUGAAGCUGUACGAUCCAUUUCAGGAGAUUUGAGAUCCACUCCAACUGCAGCUUGCGAAAUCCACACAAACCUGGAACCUUUGGAUCUGCGGAGAGAGGCAUCAGUUGUGGAGAUGAGUGAGCGCUAAAAGAGACUGGACAAAAACCACACAAACAGAAAGAUCGUUGAACAGAGAUGACCAAAGAAACGAAUCCAUGGAAGAUCAAUGCUCGACACAGCUACCGAAUCAGUAGAAAAACACCACCUUCCAUUUAACUGAGAAAUGUUGAAACCCGUAAGACCAGAACCCCACCAAACACCAAUACCAAGAACGCCAACAUCAAACCUUCCCUCAUAAAGGAGACAGAGUCUUGACGCCGAGACACUUAUUACAGCUUCCUUUGUAAAGCUAACAGUACUAUCCAAUACAACAAGAUGAAGGGACUAGAGUGACUAGACAUAAGGCAGUGGAAAAGGAACUCUGUUGGAUUUUUUAAAGUUGAAGGUCAACAUGAAAACACAAAAUCAUAGAUAAAAUUGAAAAUCGAAAUUCCUUAUAUCUGAUACCUGAGUAUACCCUUCCUUAACCUCCACUUUGCAAAACGCUUUGUAAAAUUUUUUAUUUACCUGUCUUAUCACAAUAAAACUGUGAAGAAAAGUUA